Molecule: messenger RNA, 3210 nt
Organism: Mus musculus (house mouse)
Lineage: Eukaryota; Metazoa; Chordata; Mammalia; Rodentia; Muridae
Gene: Tprg1l
Product: transformation related protein 63 regulated 1 like
Exons: 3
Coding region: 1339-2154 (271 amino acids)
Cellular component (GO): presynaptic active zone; synaptic vesicle membrane
Source: RefSeq, a predicted model, not a curated record
GUUUUUUUUUUUAAAGAUUUAUUUAUUUAUUUAUUAUAUGUAAGUACACUGUAGCUGUCUUCAGAUGCACCAGAAGAGGGCAUCAGAUCUCAUUACGGGUGGUUGUGAGCCACCAUGUGGUUGCUGGGAUUUGAACUUUGGACCUUCGGAAGAGCAGUCGGGUGCUCUUACCAACUGAGCCAUCUUACCAGCCCUAAAGGUAGAAGCCUCCUUGAUUUUUUUUUUUUUUUUUUUUGGUUUUUUUCGAGACAGGGUUUCUCUGUGUAGCCCUGGCUGUCCUGGAACUCACUAUGUAGACCAGGCUGGCCUGGAACUCAGAAAUCUGCCUGCCUCUGCCUCCCGAGUGCUGGGAUUAAAGGCGUGCGCCACCACGCCCGGCGCAGCCAGUGUUCUUAACUGCUGAGCCACCUCUCCAUCCCUGGCUUAUUGCCUUAUAUGCACUUAUCUAUUCAUCUCCCCUUUCUCUGUCAGCUUUCAGCACACUCUUCACAUCCACAGCGGUCUCAGGAACCUCUGUGGGAAUUCACGUCAUCGUGGCUGCUCCCACCAGUGUCCCGGAGACCUCAUUGGACUGGAUUCUCUGACGAAGCCACACUGUAAAAGGUCCAGCAGGCUAAGGAGCCCUCACAACGGUCAGGAGACAGACUACAGGCCUGAGCUGUAUCUUGGGCUGUCAUUCACUGAUGAGUCUAACCUAUGUCUUGGUGACUGUUAGAAAAGACUUUUGGGCCACACUAUCAUAGCGGUCCAUUAGCUCCAUCAACCCAGGCACACUGCUGGCACCCCCGUGGGAGCAGGAACUCAGGGACAUCUCGCAUGGCUUCUGUCCCAGGGAGAAGCUGCAGGGCCCAAGAGCAUCCUACGGCGUUUCCUUCCAACUCCCCCCACCCCCCGCCCCAGCAGCACUCUUCGGUGACAUGGUAGCUUACUUGUGCGUAUCAUGCCCAAUAUAAAGAACCCUCUGACAGCCACCUCUGACCUGCACACACUCCUAUCUCCAGUGUGCACACACCCUAUAAACCCACACUCCCAAGGUGACCACGCCCAAGGAGUGCAGCACACUCCUGAGAAGCCUCUAUCUGAGGUGCCCCGACACAGUGUCCACAAUCCUCAGACGCGCACACACCCAUUCCCACGCUUUCACAAUCCUCAGACGCGCACACACCCAUGCCCACACUUUCACACUCCCCAGGCAUGCACACCUCCUAAGUGCGCCGCACACCUCCGCCCGAAGUGCACCGUAAGCCCGAAGGUGAAGGGCACGGAGCCAAGCGAGGACACACUGUCGGGGCAACGCCCUACGCACGAGCCCCCAAGUGCCCCCUUCCGCGCGAGUCCAUGGCGUCCCUUUCCCCGUUCUCAGCCAGGAACCCCCGACCGGCAUUUUUUUUUUUUUUAACUCGCCCUUCCUGUAAACAGGAAGUGGCUCCGCGCGUGGCGGCAGCUUCCGGCCCAGGAGGGGCCGCCGUAAUCAUGAACGGCAGCACUUUAGACCCAAUUGCAGAAGACAGCUUAGGGGAAAGCCAAUCGCGAGACGCAGUCGACGGAGCUGGAGGCGGGUCCGGAAGGCGGGCUCUGCAGGACUCAACCAAUCACAAGGCGAACGAGGGAGGGCGGGGCGCGGCCGGGCGGACGCCGGGGCGGCGGCCGUCGGUGGAGGCUGCCGGUGGCGGCGCGAUGCUGCAGCUGCGGGACACGGUGGACUCGGCGGGCACGAGCCCCACGGCGGUGCUGGCGGCCGGCGAGGACGCGGGUGCGGGCCGGCCUGGGGCGGGCACACCGCUGCGCCAGACGUUGUGGCCGCUGAACGUCCACGACCCUACACGCCGCGCCCGCGUCAAGGAGUACUUCGUGUUCCGGCCCGGCACCAUCGAGCAGGCGGUCGAGGAGAUCCGCGCCGUGGUACGGCCCGUGGAGGACGGCGAGAUCCAGGGGGUGUGGCUGCUGACCGAGGUGGACCACUGGAACAACGAGAAGGAGCGGCUGGUGCUGGUCACCGACCAGUCGCUGCUCAUCUGCAAAUAUGACUUCAUCAGCCUUCAGUGCCAGCAGGUGGUCAGGGUGGCGCUCAGCGCGGUAGACACCAUCUCCUGUGGAGAAUUCCAGUUUCCUCCGAAGUCGCUCAACAAUUGGAAAGCUUCAAGGCUCUCCUGAUCCAAGCUGUCAAGAAGGCCCAGAAGGAGAGCCCACUGCCAGGGCAGGCGAAUACCGUGCUGGUGCUGGAGCGCCCCCUCCUCAUCGAGACCUACGUGGGGCUCAUGUCCUUCAUCAACAAUGAAGCCAAGCUGGGCUACUCCAUGACCAGGGGCAAGAUAGGCUUCUAGACAGCUGCGUCCCGGAAACCAAGGUGGUGGGGACUCCCUGUGCCACCUCAUGCCACCCACUGGCUGGAGGGAAGGAGGGCAUGUAUCCGAUUAGAAUAGUCAAGUGGAUUAUGUAUAUUUAGUUGGAUAUUGGACAUCUUGGCAACACAAUCUUACAAAGGCAGAUUCAGCUGCCCCCAUACCACUGUGUUCCUUCUGUAACGCCACGUUCUCCCUCCAGCAUGCCGAGCACAAUGUCCACCCACUUGUGCUGUGUAGACUGUUGCAUACAGCUGAGUACAGUGAGCGGCUUCUGCACAUAUUUAACUCUCCCUAUAUAUUAACUCUCAAGUGCUGUAUUUUAAAAUUCAGCCCGUUUUUUAAAAAAGCUAAAUACAGUAGCAGCCAGCAGCCAGUCACUAAGAAAGACAGUCUGCCUGGCAGCUCCUGGUGAACCUGCCUUUCUGUGAAUGUGUCUGACUUAGAAUCACACUUUAUAAAUUAAUCCAGGUUGUGUUAAUACAGCAGUUUUCCUAGGCCCAAAAGGUUACUCUCAUAACAUAAGCUAGCCCCUUCCGGAAGUCAUGGUGGUGGGUUUCUAUCAUCCUGUCUCUGUUUAAAAGGGACUGAAUAGUUGGGUUUUAAAAGUGCAUGCUAUAAACAGACGAGCAUCCUAGAGCUCACUGAGCACUGCUGAGCUUUGACACGCCAGCCACACACAGCUUGCUGCUGUCGUUCUAGCCUUGCCAGUGCACUGUAGAUGCUGGCCUGUCACUCUAUACCUCUCGCUUUAGUUAACCGGCAUGGAUGUGACCGGAAUGCCAUGGCCUAUCCAAGAGGAAAGGUGACCUCAGAUGCACCUGUUUUCAGCCUGUGCUUUUGUUCUAGUAAAGACAUUUAAACCAAA